AUGCCAUCGUACCGCAUGUACUGGCAGACGGCAACCCGCUACGACCCAAUUGCGACAGUCAUGGGACAUAAGCGAUUUGAUAAUCUGCGUACAUACAUCCACAUGAACGACAAUACCAAUGUGAAGCAAAAGGGUGAGUCUGCAUACAAUCCAUUAUUCAAGGUGCGUCCAGUUCUUGAGAAAGUCCAUGCCAACUGUUUGAAGGUUGAACCAGAAGAAAACCACUCCAUUGAUGAGCAGAUGAUCCCCUUCAAAGGAAAGAUUGGAAUGAAACAGUAUAUCAAGAACAAGCGGCAUAAAUGGGGAAUCAAGGUCUUUACUCGUGCAGGUGUCACUGGACUAGUCUAUGACUUUGAAGUAUACACUGGAAAAGGGACCGUGACCAAUGAGCGUGGACUUGGUGUUGCCGGUGAAGUUGUGCUUCGUCUCGUAUCAGAAGUUCCAAAAGGACUUAACUACAAGUGCUUCUUCGACAACUGGUUCACUUCCCCUGAACUCAUUGUGGAACUGAAGAAAAUGGGAAUUCUAACAGUUGCUACCAUCAAUCGUAACUGUCUCCGUGGAUGUACCCUCAAGAGUGACAAGGAACUCUCAAAGGCCGGGCGUGGUGCGUAUGAAGUGAAAUACGAAAAGACAAGUGGGAUGUCCAUUGUGAAGUGGUAUGAUAACAAGGCAGUGUUGCUGGCAUCAUCCUUCAUUGGCCCUGAACCUGUUGAGAGAUGCAGAAGGUGGUCGAAAGAGAAGAAGGAAUAUGUGGAAGUGGACAGACCCCACAUUGUCAAGGUGUACAACCACAACAUGGGAGGAGUAGACUUAGCAGACAUGUUUGCAGCUCUCUAUCGUAUUGACAUCCGCCCACGUCGUUGGUAUCUGCGCAUCUUGUACUACUUGAUUGACCUAUCACUGGUCAAUGAUCCCCUCAUCAAGGUUGGCAAACAGGCUGACUUGAACAGUAGGAAAAGAGGACGACCGUCAUUGGAAGAUGAUCCAACGUCCCAUAAAGCUGCCCCACCUCCACCUCCAUUUCAGAGGAUCUCUGCACCAUCAGUUGAUGUCAGAUUAAACCGAUGCGAUCAUUUCCCCAUCCAUGCUGAGAAACGUGGACGAUGCAGACUGUGCAAGAAUGGCUACACGCAAAUGGCCUGCCUGAAGUGCAAA
This is a messenger RNA of Cyprinus carpio (common carp), 1158 nucleotides long. Its product is annotated as piggyBac transposable element-derived protein 3-like. The transcript has 2 exons. The annotation marks the transcript as partial. The record is from RefSeq and is a predicted model, not a curated record. NCBI's taxonomy places the organism in Eukaryota, Metazoa, Chordata, Actinopteri, Cypriniformes, Cyprinidae.